This is a messenger RNA of Sorghum bicolor (sorghum), 1651 nucleotides long. Its product is annotated as aspartic proteinase nepenthesin-1. The transcript has a single exon. The record is from RefSeq and is a predicted model, not a curated record. The coding region runs from base 144 to 1553 and encodes 469 amino acids. Gene Ontology annotation, cellular component: extracellular region. NCBI's taxonomy places the organism in Eukaryota, Viridiplantae, Streptophyta, Magnoliopsida, Poales, Poaceae.
GCGCAGACGUGCAACGCACUUGCCAGCCACCACCCAUUCAAUCAUUCAAAAUUUCAAAUACUUUAAAGAUCUCUGGCAUCCAGACCAAGUUCAUCAAGAAUUACUAAAAACGACGUCCUGAAACAAGUAAGUAACAAGGUAGUAUGACGGAACCCUUGGUACCGUCUCUAAUGGCCGCCAAGCGAUCGCUUCUCCUCUGCCUGCUCCUCUUGCUGCCGUCUUUUGCCGUCCCAGGCCACGGCCAGCCAAGCCGUGGCAUCCGCCUUGAGCUGACACACGUCGACGCCCGCGGCGACUUCACGGGGUCCGACCGCGUCCGCCGCGCCGCUGACCGGAGCCACCGCCGCGUGAACGGCCUCCUCGCCGCGGCCCCGCCGCCGGCUGCGUCCACGCUGCGGAGCGACGGUGGUGGUGGUGGCGCCUGCGCCGCCACGGCGGCGGCAUCCGUGCACGCGAGCACGGCGACCUACCUCGUCGACUUCGCCAUCGGCACGCCGCCGCUCGCGCUCUCGGCCGUCCUCGACACGGGCAGCGACCUCAUCUGGACGCAGUGCGAUGCGCCGUGCCGCCGGUGCUUCCCGCAGCCCGCGCCGCUGUACGCGCCGGCCAGGUCCGUCACCUACGCCAACGUGUCGUGCGGCUCCAGGCUCUGCGAUGCGCUCCCGAGCCUCAGGCCCUCCUCCCGCUGCUCGGCGUCGGCGUCGGCGCCGGCGCCGGAGCGGGGCGGCUGCACGUACUACUACUCCUACGGCGAUGGCAGCUCCACCGAUGGCGUCCUCGCCACUGAGACGUUCACGUUCGGCGCGGGCACCACCGUCCAUGACCUCGCCUUCGGGUGCGGCACGGACAACCUCGGCGGCACAGACAAUUCCUCCGGCCUGGUUGGCAUGGGCCGGGGCCCGCUGUCGCUGGUGUCGCAGCUCGGCGUCACCAAGUUCUCCUACUGCUUCACGCCAUUCAACGACACGACAACGUCAAGCCCUCUGUUCCUCGGCUCGUCGGCGAGCCUCUCGCCGGCCGCCAAGUCGACGCCGUUCGUGCCGAGCCCGAGCGGCCCGCGGCGGAGCUCCUACUACUACCUCUCCCUGGAAGGGAUCACCGUCGGGGACACCCUGCUUCCGAUCGACCCCGCCGUGUUCCGGCUCACCGCGUCGGGCCGCGGCGGUCUCAUCAUCGACUCCGGCACGACGUUCACGGCGCUAGAGGAGCGCGCGUUCGUGGUGCUGGCGCGCGCGGUCGCUGCCCGCGUAGCGCUGCCGCUGGCCAGCGGCGCGCACCUGGGCCUCAGCGUCUGCUUCGCGGCGCCCCAGGGGCGGGGGCCCGAGGCCGUGGACGUGCCGCGGCUGGUUCUCCACUUCGACGGCGCAGACAUGGAGCUGCCGCGGAGCAGCGCCGUUGUGGAGGACAGGGUCGCCGGGGUCGCGUGCCUGGGGAUUGUCAGCGCGCGGGGGAUGUCGGUGCUCGGAAGCAUGCAGCAGCAGAACAUGCACGUGCGGUACGACGUCGGGAGGGACGUCUUGUCCUUUGAGCCCGCUAACUGCGGCGAGCUCUAGGAUUUGGGAACGGUGCGUUGAAAUAAAUGGGGACCAUCUGUAUGCUGAUGUUCGAAGCAUAUUGCAGCUGAAUGUUUGAGGGAUUGUUUUUAGGUGAA